AGCACUACACAUCCACACCUACCCGUUAACCAGCAAAGAUGAAGCUGGGGCGUUCUCGGUUGCUUCUUUCUUGCCAUGUUCUCCUCUGCCUUUCGGUGACUUGGAUGCUGGCCACGGCCGACGUACCGGCAGGCCAGCGUCCGGGCUGCCUGGCAAAUUGCGGCGACGUCGACAUCCCAUUUCCGUUCGGCAUCGGUGAGAAGUGCGCGUUGCACAACGGCUUUAAGCUCAACUGCACGACCGUUGAGGGCGUCAACAAGACUCUUGCGGGAGAUGCCGAGGUGACCAAAAUCUCCAUGCCAGACGGCAAGGUCUGGAUAAACGCCAGGACCAUGUCGUGGCGGUGCUAUAAUCCGGCCACUCCCAGUAUGGACACGGAGUACAAUGGAGGCCUGGACCUCACCGAUACACCUUUCUGGGUAUCGGAGGUGGAUAACAAAAUUAUCGUCAUCGGGUGUAAUACUCUCGCUUAUAUGAGGAGCUUUCCUUAUGUGAUAGGUUGCUCGUCCACAUGUAACACCACCCUUAUGAAUGACACAUGCUCUGGAAACGGCUGCUGCCAGGCUGAUGUCCCGAAAAAUGUACGUGAUUAUUAUGGCUAUUUCAACGAAGACUACAACACCACGCAAACAUGGCAGUCCAGUCCUUGUAGCUACUUGGCAGUGAUGGAAAAUGCAGCUUUCAACUUCCGCGCCAACUAUGUGAAUUCCACGGUGUUUUACGAUACAUACAAUGGGAAAGUUCCACUUGUGCUGAAUUGGCGGGCAGGACCGUGGACUUGCGACGCAGCUCAGAAGAACAUGAGCUCCUACGCAUGCGUCAGCAAACAAAGUGUGUGUAUAAAUGUAAAUUCCACCACCGACGAGCCUGGUUAUCGAUGCACGUGCUCUGAUGGAUACGAAGGAAACCCUUACAUCAAUAACGGGUGCCAAGAUAUUGACGAGUGCCUUAAAAAUGCUACUCUCUGCGGCUCUGGAAUCUGCGAGAACACGCCAGGGCAUUACACCUGCUCAUGUCGCCGAGGGAAAGAUUUGACGAAUGGCAUUUGUCAAUCCCGUUUUCCGGUGAUGCCUGUUGUAGGUACAACUGUUGGACUAGUCAUCUUAGUGAUUGCUUUAGCCUGUGCAUGCAUGAUCCAAGAGAGAAGGAAGCUACAGAAGAUGAAACGGGACUACUUUCGGCAACACGGUGGUCUAAUAUUAUUUGAUGAGAUGAGGUCAAAGCAAGGUAUUACAUUCAAAAUCUUCACAGAGGAAGAACUGCAGCAAGCCACAAACAGGUUUAGUGAGCAACAAGUACUAGGUCAAGGGGGCUAUGGGACCGUGUACAAGGGGAUUCUUCAGGGUGACGUGGAAGUAGCGGUGAAGAGAUGCAAGAUCGUCGAUGAGCAACAAAAGAAAGAAUUCGGUAAAGAGAUGCUAAUCUUGUCCGAGGUCAACCAUAGAAAUAUUGUGAAGCUCCUCGGGUGUUGCCUCGAAGUGGAAGUCCCCAUGCUGGUAUACGAGUUCGUCCCAAACGGCACCCUCUUCCAGCUCAUACAUGGUAACCAUGGCAUGUGUAUCUCCUUGGCUACUCGCUUGGGGAUCGCCCACGAGUCCGCUGACGCGCUUGCCUACCUCCACUCAUCGGCUUCAACGCCGAUCCUCCACGGUGAUGUCAAGUCCUCCAACAUUCUUCUUGACGACAACCACAAAGCAAAAGUAUCUGACUUUGGCGCCUCCAUCCUGGCGCCAAUUGAUAAGUCACAAUUCAUCACACUUGUACAUGGUACAUGCGGAUACCUCGACCCGGAGUACAUGCAAACCAACCUGUUGACGGACAAGAGCGACGUGUACAGCUUUGGGGUUGUUUUGUUGGAGCUACUUACGGCCAAAUUGCCAUUUAAUUUCGAUCCGGAUGUCCCUGCCCACGAGAAGAGCCUAUCGAUGAUGUUUAUGUAUGCCAUGAAGGAGAAUAAGCUCAACCAGAUCUUGGAUGUUGAGAUCAAGGAUGGGGAUAACACCGAGAUUAUUGAAGAGAUUGCGGAGCUAGCGAUGCGAUGCUUAGAGAUGUGUGGUGACAAUAGGCCAUCGAUGAAGGAAGUUGCGGAGAAGCUUGAUAGUCUGAGGAAGGUGAUGCAACAUCCAUGGAUGCAGCGGAACCCUGAAGAGAUGGAAUGCCUACUUGGGGAGCCCUCAUCUAUGGCAAGUUCGACAAUAACCAGUGCUGAAUAUUUCAGCAUCGAGAAAAAAGUUGUUAAUGGUCUGCAGUCAGGUCGUUAAGUAAUCACACCGUCGCUUUGCUUUGUUUAAUUUGUAUUCGAAAGCAAGAAAUCAGUGGCAUCAACAAUAGAAUAAACAGUCAAUUGUUAUAGCUAACUGUCUGUUAUUGUUCAUUUUGCCAA
This is a messenger RNA of Triticum urartu, 2383 nucleotides long. RefSeq names its product putative wall-associated receptor kinase-like 16. The record is from RefSeq and is a predicted model, not a curated record. Lineage: Eukaryota; Viridiplantae; Streptophyta; Magnoliopsida; Poales; Poaceae. Gene Ontology annotation, biological process: cell surface receptor signaling pathway; protein phosphorylation. Gene Ontology annotation, molecular function: ATP binding; polysaccharide binding; calcium ion binding. Gene Ontology annotation, cellular component: plasma membrane.